AUGAGAAGAUUUCGACCGAUCCAUAUGUUAGUGAAUAUCCACUUGAAGGCUCUAACGCUGAGCAACACCUACUUCACAGCAGCUCCGCAACGUGAGGAACAUGAGAAGCUGCAGCUCUCUAAUGCUGAGAAGGGUAAGGUGGUGACCCGCUUUCCCCCAGAGGCUAGCGGGUUCCUGCAUAUCGGCCAUGCGAAGGCUGCUCUGAUCAACCGCAUGCUGGCGGACGCGUAUGAGGGAAAGAUGCUUUUCCGCUUUGAUGACACAAACCCAUCGAAGGAAAAGGAGCACUUUGAGGCUGCCAUCGAGGAGGAUCUCAAGACACUAGGUGUGCGGUACGAUUUUGGGCCAACAUACUCGUCAGACUACUUUGAUCUGAUGUUCGAGAAGGCGGAGGACAUGAUCCAGCGUGGCUUGGCGUACUGUGAUAAGACACCGCGGGAGGAGAUGCAGAAGUGCCGCUUCGACGGUAUUCCGACGAAGUACCGCGAUGCGUCUGUGGAGGAGAACAUGCGCCUGUGGAGGGAGAUGAAGAUGGGCACUGAGGAAGGCCAGAUCACGUGCCUUCGUGCUAAGGUGUCCAUUGACGACCCCAACAAGGCGAUGCGGGACCCCGUCAUGUACCGCGUGAACAUGACUCCGCACGCCCGCCACGGGAUGAAGCAGGUGGCGUACCCGACAUAUGACUUCUGCUGUCCUCUCGUCGACUCGGUUGAGGGUGUAACCCAUGCUCUUCGCACAAAUGAGUAUCACGACCGCAAUGCCCAGUACUACUGGUUUUGCGACGCUAUGGGGAUCCGAAAGCCGGCAAUUGAGGACUUCUCGCGGCUCAAUAUGGAGUACUCGGUAAUGUCAAAGCGAAUGCUAACAAAGCUGGUGGACACACGCGUGGUGGACGGGUGGGAUGACCCGCGGCUCCCGACGGUGCGCGCGCUGGUUCGCCGUGGUAUGAAGAUUGAGGCGCUUCGCCAGUUUGUGGCGGAGCAAGGCAUGUCGAAGAGUGUGAACUUCAUGGAGUGGUCGAAGAUCUGGUACUUUAAUGCACAGAUUCUCGACCCCACAAGUCCCCGCUACACGGUGGUGUCGAACACACUGAAGGUCCGCUGCACUGUAGAGGGGCAGAGACACAUGGAAGCUGAAAAGAAGCCGCUCCACAAGAAGGACCCCAGCAUGGGUGCCAAGACGUACUACAAGUCAGAUGUUAUCUUUUUGGACGCUGAGGACGUGGCGCUCAUCAAAGACGGUGACGAGGUGACGCUGAUGGACUGGGGCAACGCGUACGUCAAGGACAUAAAGCGUCCGAGCGCUGAUGCUCUGCCUACUGAGGCCACGAUCGUUCUGCAUCCAGAGGGAGAUGUCAAGAAGACGAAGUUCAAGCUCACGUGGGUGCCGGAGAGCGAUAAGGCUGUGAUUUUGACUUUGAACGAGUACGAUAAUCUGUUGACCAAGAAGAAACCGGACCCGGAGGAGAGCAUUGAUGACAUCAUUGCUCCCGUUUCCCACUACUCACAGGAGGUUGUUGGCGAGGAGGCGUUGUCGGUGGUGAAGAAGGGUGACAUUCUCCAGCUGGAGCGCCGUGGCUACUACAUCGUCGACGACGACAAGGCGGAGAAGAAGGUGCUCAUCUCAAUCCCGGAUGGCCGCGACAAAGUAAACCACCUUUCCGCCAAGGCGCAGUACCUGAAGACACUGCCGAAGAAGGCGUCCGCCGCUGACGAGCUGGCGGCCAAGCGUGCAGCCAAGGCAGCGAAGAAGGCGGCUCAGAAGGCGGCGGUGAAGAGCAGCUAG
Leishmania mexicana MHOM/GT/2001/U1103 is the source of this 1785-nucleotide messenger RNA. RefSeq names its product putative glutamyl-tRNA synthetase. Lineage: Eukaryota; Euglenozoa; Kinetoplastea; Trypanosomatida; Trypanosomatidae. The transcript has a single exon. Bases 1 to 1785 code for a protein of 594 amino acids. Gene Ontology annotation, biological process: translation; glutamyl-tRNA aminoacylation. Gene Ontology annotation, molecular function: ATP binding; glutamate-tRNA ligase activity. The record is from RefSeq and is a predicted model, not a curated record. Gene Ontology annotation, cellular component: cytoplasm; cytosol; methionyl glutamyl tRNA synthetase complex.